AUGAAGGAAGGUGCUAGUGUAUUAAGUAUUUCACGAGAAAACCAAGUAGGUGUCAAAGUUCGUAAUUUGACAGUAUCUGUUAAAUCACAACAACAAAAAUCAUCCAAGCAUACUUCAGACCAAGAAGCACAAUAUGAACAGGGAACUUCCAAGAUAUUGAAUAACUUGUCAUUUGAUAUAGAGUGUGGUCAACUUGUGGCUAUCAUGGGUGGGUCAGGUAGUGGGAAAACCACAUUAUUAAACACCUUAUCGCAGCGAACCAACAUCAAUAAUAAAAACUUGGGGUUUUCUGGUUCUGUUACCUAUGAAACUUCGAGUCUGAACAAACAUAUCAAACAUGCAUAUCUUUUACAAACAGAUAUUUUUUUGCCCGGGUUGACUGUAUGGGAAACAUUAUCAACACAAGCAGAUUUACGAUUGCCUUCACAUGUUACUAAACAAGAAAAAGCUGAAUUGAUUGAGUAUAUUCUAGAUGUUCUUGAAUUAAGCCAUCUCAAAGACACAUAUGUGGCUUCAUUUUCCCUGAAUUCAUCUACUUUAUCUGGAGGGGAACAGAGACGAGUGUCAUUGGCCAUACAAAUGUUGUCAAAGCCAGCAAUUCUAUUUCUUGAUGAACCAACAACUGGAUUAGAUACAUCAUCAUCUUUGAAAUUAGUGCAUGUGUUGAAGAAACUAGCGUCUCCAGAAUACGGAAUCACUAUUAUUUUAUCGAUUCACCAACCAAGACCUGAGAUUGGACAACUUUUUGAUAAGAUUUGUUUGUUGACCAGAGGAGGAAGACUUAUUUAUUACGGAAAUUUGGCCAACGCCGAAAUUUAUUUCAAUAACCUUAACUUUUUGGGUCGAGAUGCAGAUGAUCAGUCAAAACAUAUUUUAGAAUACAUUAUGGAUUUAUCUGUAAAAGAUACAACAUCUGUGGAAAAGGAACAACAAACAGUGGGAAGAAUCAACAAAUUGGUACAAACCUGGAGUAAUAAUCAUCAAUUCCUACAACAACUUGAUAAAGAGAAGCUCUCCAACGAAUCUCAUCAAUUUAAGAAAAACUUAACACUUUUUAGCAAACCAAAAGCAGAUAAGAUUUCUUUUUUGCAAGAAGUUACUGUAUUGACAAAACGAACAUUUAAAUUGACUUUCCGUGAUUAUAAAAGGUUAAUAGUUUUCAAUAUGGGAAUAGUUAUAAUUGGUGUAACUGUUGGUUGGAUGUUCUAUCGUCCAAAACACGAUCUUGCCGGUAUAAGAUCAUUGACAUCGACUCUUUAUGUUGCCAUGGAAAUUAUGGGAUUUGUACCCAUGUAUUUUGAGAUUGAACGAUUAUGGGAAACUGAUGGUGUAUUCUUUUAUAGGGAAUACCUGGAAGAUCAAGUGAGUAUUCCUGGAUUUUUAAUUUCCCGUAGAUUAGGGAAACUUUUUUUAGAAGAUUUACCCAUGUCGUUAUUGUUUUCUAUUAUCACAUUUUUCAUGUGGGGGUUGAGAUUAGGAGAUGGAAGUCAUUUUGGAAUUUAUUUUGUCGUUGUGUUUUUAAUAGAAUUAUGUUGCAUGGGCACAGCAAUGUUUUCAUUUGCCAUUGCUCCUAGUUAUCCUAUUUCAGCCUUGCUUAUCAACUUAAUUUAUCAAAUCCAAAAUAGUGCAUGCGGGUAUUUUGUUAAUGCUGCGACUAUGCCAGUUUAUGUAAAGUGGACAAAAUAUCUUGCUUAUUUUUGGUAUGCAUUUGGCGCCUUAACAAAUAAUCAAUUUAGUGGGUGGCAUGGGCAAUGCCCAUAUAAUGAUAUCAAUGAUCCAAGAUGUCAAGAGUUUUCUGGAGACUAUCAAAUUAAAAUAUUGGGAUUCCCAGUAGGAUGGGUUGGUGCCCCGAUUGGAUACUUGGUGCUUUGGACAGUAGGAUUCUUUGUGUUGAGUGGUAUACUAUUCUAUUUUAAACUGCAUGAUGUGAGUAUGGCAAAAACUAAGAAAAACACUAUUGGAGAAGGUGAGGAGGAACAUGAGACUUUACAUCAAAAGAAAACAGAAAGAGAACAGGAUUAUAUUACUGAUAAACAUGAUUUGGAAAUAAAUAUUAAUAAUAUCCAUUUGGACGUGACAAAGAGUAACAUUUUUGGUCGAACGAAAACCACAAAAACUUUAUUAGACAAUGUGACUGCAUCUUUUCAAGCAAAUAAAGUUAAUGUAAUAAUGGGUCCCUCCGGUAGUGGGAAAACUACACUCCUCAAUUAUUUGUCAAAUAGGCUUUCACGGAAUUCCAAAUUCGUAUCACUGGGGUCAAUUCGUUUAAAUGGUAUGCAAGACAUAUCUCGUGAUCAACUUUCUAGAAUAUCGGCAUAUGUGACUCAACAUGACAGUUCGUUGAUUGAACAGUUAACUGUGCGCGAAACUUUGUAUUACCAAGCGAAACUUCGUUUGCCUUUGGAUAAGCAUAAAAGUAUCCCCACUAUUAUCAACAAGCUAAUUAGACAAACAGGGUUACUUGAUUGUGCUGAUACAUUAAUUGGGUCAGAAUAUGUUAAGGGGAUCAGUGGUGGUGAAAAAAGAAGGGUUUCUAUUGCUAUUCAAUUAUUGAGUAGACCCAAAGUUUUAUUUCUUGAUGAGCCAACUUCAGGAUUGGAUUCUUCCACAGCUGAAACAAUUCUCACAUUAUUGGACGAAUUAGCCAAGGAGAACAACACCACCAUUAUUUUAACGAUCCAUCAACCAAGUGAGCAAAUGUUUUACAAGUUUGGGUCUUUAUUAUUAUUGGGUAGAGGAGGCAAGGUCAUAUACGACGGGACUUCAAUUGGCAUUGUUGAUUACUUGGAAAGUUUAGGAUAUGAUAAUCCAGAGGGCCAUAAUGUUGCCGAUUAUAUAUUGGAUUUGAUAUCUCGAGGAAUGAAUGAAGACAAAAUACAACUGGAGAGGAGAGUUGCCGAAUUAAUUUCACAUUGGCAAGCCAAUAGCAUUAAAAAAAUGGCAAGCACUGCCACUUUUCUGCAUGAGAUUAUUGAUUUGCCUCAGUACUAUUAUCAAAGAUUACCGAUAUUCAUUACGUUCCCAACUAUAUUCCGAAGACAAUUAUUGACGUCGUAUCGUGCCAAAGAUGUUGUUAUUAAUCGAGCCGGACAAACAAUUUUUUUGGCAAUUGUCCACACCUUAUAUUUCACACCCUUGAGAAACACUCAAGAAGGGAUCAGCAAUAGAUUGGGGUUGGUGCAAGAAGUUCUUAAUUUGUAUUUUGCUGGUUUGAUUAACAAUAUCACAUUAUACCCAUUUGAAAGAAACUUGUUUUAUCAAGAAUACCGAGAUGGAAUAUAUGGUGUUACUGAGUUUGGGUUCUCAUAUUUGCUCAAUGAAUUACCGACAGAAGUAGUUCCUUGUUUCUUUUUCGCAGCAUUGAUUGUGUUUGCUUGUGGAUUACCAAGAACCCCACAAAUGUUCUUUGCAAUGUUUGGUACUGGGUUUGUUUCUAUCAAUUGUGGUGAAUCAUUAGGGAUUUUUGUUAAUAGUAUUUUUACUCAUAUGGGAGUAGCAACAAAUGUUUUGAGUACGUUUGUUUCCAUGGCUAUAUUCAUGGGAGGUACCAUGUCUUUGCAUAUGCCUGGUUUUUUCAAAGGAGUCAAUUAUAUUAGUCCCAUGAAGUAUGCUGUUGCCAUAUGUGCUAAUUUAGGUUUCCAAAACCAGAGUUUCGAAUGUAAUAGUGGAGCUGCUGAAUGCUUAUUAACAACAGGGGAAGAUGUCUUGAGUUACUACAAUAUGAAGCAAAAUUUGGGUCCAAUGGUCGGUGGAUUGAUUGGAUGUCUUGUUAUUUACAGAGCUGUUGCUAUUUUGUCUAUUUAUGUCAGAGUAAAAUGGUUUUAG
Molecule: messenger RNA, 3825 nt
Organism: Candida dubliniensis CD36
Lineage: Eukaryota; Fungi; Ascomycota; Pichiomycetes; Serinales; Debaryomycetaceae
Gene: ROA1
Product: Roa1p
Exons: 1
Coding region: 1-3825 (1274 amino acids)
Cellular component (GO): membrane
Molecular function (GO): ATP hydrolysis activity; ABC-type transporter activity; ATP binding
Source: RefSeq, a predicted model, not a curated record